AUGGCGCCCCGGAUACAGAGCCGUCGCGUGUCCAACGCCCUCCUCCCCUACCUCACAUCCUCUCCAUCCUCCUCCUCAAUUUCAUCCAUCCCUUCUCUAUCUCCCUCAUCACAAUGCCUUGCCCGUCAAUUCUCGGCUACGGCAGCUCCCCAGACCAAACUCCGGCGGACAAUGUUCGAAUGGCUCAAUAAUGAAGGAGCUGCUCUGAAGCACCAUAUGCCCGGUCAAACGAAUUACUUAAGAAACCCUCGGGACAGCAAUGAGGGUGGCGGCAACCGGCCAUUCCCGAACAACCCGAACUUCAUCAGCGAAAACAUCCUGAGCGAGGAGUUGCGGAAUGAGAUCUAUGAGCGGGUCGUUGAGAAGAAGAAGAGCGUGCGUGCUGUCAGUGUCCAGCUCGGUAUUGAUAUGAAGCGGAUUGCGGCGGUGGUACGGUUAGUCGAAUUGGAGAGGAGACAACGGGCACAGGGCAAACCCCUCGCCUUGCCAUACGCCCGCGCAGUUCACGAAAUGGUUCCGACGACUCCGCUUGCCCAGGAUGGCGAGCGCCAGCAAUUCCAUGAACCCAUUAACGACCUCCCUGCCCACCCCACGACCGGCCCUCAGAUCUUCUACCCCGUGCCCGAGUCACGAUCAUUCACUCGUGUUGAUGCCGGCCGUGUCUUCUCCGGUGCACCCGCACUGGAGCGCGAGGUUGCAGAGAAGAUCACACAUCCCUCGGACCUUGCCGAGAAGGCCAUUGAGAACCCCAACUCCAUCGACUGGGUCGGCAAGGGUGAGAAUGCCCGCCAGGUCCUCCAGCCUGCGGAUGUGCGUAUCCCCCACCCGCAGCUGGUGAAGCUGGAACUUGACCGCGCUGCCUUCCCCGAAGAGCGUCGCAAGGUUGCCCAGCUCCACGCCGAGCGGAUGGAGCGCCAAGAGAAGGUUGAGACGGAGCGCCGCGAGCGCGCCCAGAGUCGUCGCGAGAAGAGCAUCAAGCACGUCGAGCCCGAGGGUGGCCGCUUUGACUACCGCUUCUCGGAUGCCGUUUUCACUGCGGAGACCACCGGAAAGGACGGUCGUGCUCCCUGGGCCCCCGGUCGCCGGUAUGGUGUGCCGACUAAUGACCGCAAGCGCGGCGUGGUCAAGAUCCCUACCCGUGUGGAGGCUUAA
Penicillium cinerascens is the source of this 1152-nucleotide messenger RNA. RefSeq names its product mitochondrial 37S ribosomal protein mS45. Gene Ontology annotation, cellular component: mitochondrial small ribosomal subunit. Bases 1 to 1152 code for a protein of 383 amino acids. Gene Ontology annotation, molecular function: structural constituent of ribosome. Gene Ontology annotation, biological process: mitochondrial translation. Lineage: Eukaryota; Fungi; Ascomycota; Eurotiomycetes; Eurotiales; Aspergillaceae. The transcript is spliced from 2 exons. The record is from RefSeq and is a predicted model, not a curated record.